Molecule: messenger RNA, 957 nt
Organism: Vombatus ursinus (common wombat)
Lineage: Eukaryota; Metazoa; Chordata; Mammalia; Diprotodontia; Vombatidae
Product: transmembrane protease serine 12-like
Exons: 5
Coding region: 1-957 (318 amino acids)
Biological process (GO): acrosome reaction; proteolysis
Molecular function (GO): serine-type endopeptidase activity
Source: RefSeq, a predicted model, not a curated record
AUGGGGCCUUGGCUUGUGGGCGCCACCUUGUGGUUAUUCUCGGCCAGCUUCGCGUACGCCACCAGGCAGCGGUCGCUCUGGUUCAGGGAGAAGAACUGUGGGACAGUACCACUGGUGGAUGUGAUUUCAGGGUCUCGAAUUAUAGGUGGUCACGAUGCUCAGACUGGAGCAUGGCCAUGGAUAGUUAGCCUGCAGUUUUUAAAAGCUUUCAACAAAUCCGUUCAUUUGUGUGGUGGAUCCAUAAUUAGAGAAACGUGGAUCCUUACAGCAGCCCACUGCUUUAAAGUUUCUAGAGAGCCAGAAUUUUGGAUAGCUGUAAUUGGAGUUAACAAUAUUUUACAGAACCGUAUGAAGCAUAAGAAAAUACAAAUUGAUUUCAUCGUCAUCCAUCCAGAAUUCAAGCAUAAUACUUUUGAAAAUGACAUUGCACUGAUUCAUUUAAAAAAUCCUGUGACUUACAAUGACUUUGUUCAGCCUAUUUGUUUGCCAUUUUUUGAUGAUGUGCCCUUAGACAAUACCAAACGGUGCUUCAUAAGUGGUUGGGGAAAAAGGACAGAAGAAGGUACACUGACACCUUUAUUACAAGAGGCUGAAAUACAUUUUAUUCCUUGGGAUAUGUGUAAUGCAGUAGGAAGUUAUUCAGGAAGAGUUCCUAAUACUUCAUUUUGUGCAGGUGAAAGUUUUGGAAAUGUUGAUACUUGCAUGGGUGACAGCGGAGGUCCUUUGAUGUGUUACUUUCCAGAAAAUGAAAGAUUUAUUCUAAUGGGUAUUACCAGUGCUGGAGUUGGCUGUGGCAGACCAUUUUUCCCUGGCAUUUAUACUGAGGUGCGGUUAUAUGAAACAUGGAUAAAAAAUGAGUGGCUGCAGGAAGUUUCUGCAGGCAAAAAUGAAAUGAAUAUUGUACAGGGAAACAUUAUAAUAAUUAUGGUAUUUAUCAUUUUAUUUGUGCCCACAUAA